Messenger RNA from Penicillium concentricum, 1803 nucleotides. Its product is annotated as glycoside hydrolase family 47 protein. Gene Ontology annotation, cellular component: endoplasmic reticulum; Golgi membrane. Gene Ontology annotation, biological process: N-glycan processing; carbohydrate metabolic process. The coding region runs from base 1 to 1803 and encodes 600 amino acids. The record is from RefSeq and is a predicted model, not a curated record. Lineage: Eukaryota; Fungi; Ascomycota; Eurotiomycetes; Eurotiales; Aspergillaceae. The transcript has a single exon. Gene Ontology annotation, molecular function: mannosyl-oligosaccharide 1,2-alpha-mannosidase activity; calcium ion binding.
AUGAGUCGGGCCCGCCGUCACCUCCUAGGCGCUUGCCUCGGGGCUUUCCUGUUACUCCUGCUUUACCGCUAUCAUCGCACAAACGACGUUCUCUCGACCCCUCCACAUGAUACACAAGUCAUUCUGAAUGGUCGAAUCAACCCAAAAUAUCUAUGGAGAAAGCUGCCUGUACGAUAUCCAGUUGUUGAAUUUCAGCCAUUACCUGUCGCCACACUGCCCCAGACGCUACCCAAGGUCCAACCAGCAGAUUUCAAAGUAUCCCAUCUCAUUUUGGACCGCCAAACUAGCAGACAGUCGGCCGCAAAACAAGCAUUUGAACGAUGUUGGAAGUCAUAUCAGUCGAUUGCUUGGGGUGCAGAUGAGCUUGCGCCUCUAAGUGGUAGCCCUGAAAAUAAGUUGGGGGGAUGGGGUGCUACGCUAGUUGACAACCUUGACACACUGUGGAUUAUGGGAAUGCACGAUGAGUUCAAAAAGGCCGUGACUUUGGUCACACAUAUCAAAUUUGAAACUACACAGUCGCCCGAAAUCAAUACUCACGAUGUCAACAUCCAUUUACUUGGAGGCCUACUGGCAGCAUUUGAUCUCAGCGGCGAUCAGAAACUGCUGGAAAAGUCCAUAGAGCUGGGCGAUAUGCUUUACGCUGCCUUUGAUACCCCGAACAGAAUGCCCAUCAUACAUUGGAAUACACAUAAAGCUGCCCGCCAAGAGGAGCAGCUUGCAGAGGAGAGUGUACUCGGCGCAGAGCUAGGGUCGUUCACAUUGGAAUUCACAAGGCUAUCUCAGAUCACCGGUGACCUAAAAUACUUCGACGCGGCUCAUCGGGUGAUGAAAUUGUUUGACAGACAGCAGGACGCUACCAAACUGGCAGGUCUGUGGCCUGUCUCCGCGAAUGCCAGAGAAGAACUUUUCGACGACGAUGUCUUCACACUGGGCGCCGAAGCAAGCUCUAUGUACAAGUCGCUAACCCUAGCAUACGCUUUGCUAGGAGGCCUCGAGCCCAUGUAUCGCAAGAUGUACGAAAAUGCCACGCUCACAGCCGCCGUAUACAAUCUAUUCCGACCAAUGAAUCUCGAGGGCAAGGGCGUGCUCGUUUCUGGUACUGUUCGAGUGGCAAUAACAGAUAAUGGAAAUUCGCAAACAUACCUAGAGGCACAAAUGCAGUACCGAUCUUGUUUUGCAGGGGGUAUGUUUGCACUAGGAGGCGCACUGCUCAACAUCCCCACCCACCAAGAAAUCGCCCACAAGUUGGUCGAUGGAUGCAUAUGGGCUCACCGGGUCAUACCACUGGGGAUUAUGCCCGAAACCUUUGAUGUGGUUCCGUGUGCAUCGCAGACAAACUGUCCAUGGAGCGAGUGGCUCUGGAAGCAGGAGGUCUGGAAAAAGGCGAACAGCCUCGAGCCAGAACCAAAUCCAAAUCUCAACGUUGAUACUUUCAUUAGAGACCACCGUUUGCCCAAAGGGAUUAUCGGAAUCCCGGACACUGCUUAUAACUUGCGCCCGGACGCGAUCGAGAGUAUGUUUACUCUAUACCGCGUCAGUGGCCGUGAGGAUCUGCUCGAUGCAGCUUGGGAUAUGUUCCAGGCAAUGCAAGGUGCGACGCAGACGAAGAAUGGCAACGCGGCCAUCUUUGCCGUCACAGAUGAGGGUAGUGGACUGACCCCCAAAGACUCGAUGGACAGCAUGUGGAUGUCGCAGACCCUCAAAUAUUUCUAUCUCAUAUUUAGCUCUCCAGACCUGACCAGUUUGGAUGAGUUUGUUUUCAAUGCUGGAGGACACCCGCUGAAACGCCCGAAGGCAUCAUGA